UCUCCAACGCAGAGAGCUCCAACGACCCGUGACGCACCUCAGCUCAGCUAGCUCGGUGAGUGAGAGAUCGAUCGAUGGGGUCGUAAACUCGCUGUCCUCUGGACAUAUAUAUUUACCUCCUUAUCAUGCAUGAUUAGAUUACCACCCCUUCCAUCGAAUCGUCCCGUUUCCUCUGGAUGAUGGCAAAUAUGGCAACCAUAAUCACUACAACCGUCGCCGAAGCUGACGAUGCCGCCGGCGCGUCAACACCCAACAGCAGCAGCAGCAACAACAAGGUGAUGUACGAGCUAGCCGCCCGGGACAUCUACUACGCGAAGCCGGCAGCGUCGUCGUCAGCAGUACUACUCGCGCGUCGCCUCCUGACGAUGCGGCCGUGCGGCGCCGCACCGGCGGCUCCCGACUACAUCCUCCGGGGCGUAUCGCUGACGGCGCGCGCGGGGGAGAUCCUGGCCGUCGUGGGCCCGAGCGGCGCGGGCAAGUCGACGCUGCUCGACAUCCUGGCCGCGCGCACCGCGCCCACGCACGGUCGCCUCCUCCUCAACGCGGCCCCGCUCCGCUCCUCCUCCUUCCGCCGCCUCUCCGCCCACGUGCCCCAGGCAGACGCCGCGCUCUCGCUCCUCACCGUCGCCGAGACCUUCUCCUUCGCCGCCUCGCUGCUGCACAGUACGGCCUCGUCGUCUUUGGCCGUGGCUUCGCUGCUCGCGGAUCUCCGGCUGGCGCACGUGGCCCACACGCGGGUCUGCGCCUCGCGGCUCUCCGGAGGGGAGCGGAGGCGGGUGUCCAUCGGGCUCGCCCUGCUCCGUGACCCCGGGGUGCUGCUCCUCGACGAGCCCACGUCCGGGCUCGACUCCUCCUCGGCGUUCGUCGUCAUCGGCUGCCUGCGCGCCGUGGCGGCUGCCAGGGGCACCACGGUGGUGCUGUCCAUCCACCAGCCCAGCGCGCGCCUCCUCUCCGCCGUCGACUCCCUGAUCCUCCUUUCCCGUGGCACCGUACUCCACCACGGCUCCCUCGCCUCCCUCGACGCCGCGCUCCUCUCCCACGGCCUCGCCGUCCCGCCUCAGCUCAACCCGUUAGAGUUCGCCCUCGAAGUCAUCGACCAGAUCCCCCACCCCUCACCCUCCUGCCCUGAACAACCCAGGUCCACUACUCAAGAUCUUAAUAAUAAUCUCACCAAGUCGUCAUCCGAUUUAUCAUCAUACCACCACCGCAAAGCGGCAAUGGCGGCGCCGUGCUCGCGGGCACGCGAGUUCGCGGUUCUGUACAAGAGAGCAUGGAAGGUGGUGUACCGGAGCAAGCAGCUGCUCAUGACAAACUUCCUGGAGGCCGUGGUGGUGGGGACGCUGCUGGGGAGCAUCUACAUCAACGCCGGCUACGGCGAGGCCGGCGAGCACAAGCGGCUGGGGCUGUUUGCCUUCACGCUCACAUUCCUGCUCACCUCCACCACGGAGACGCUGCCGACGUUCGUCACGGAGCGGCCCAUCGUGCUCGCCGAGACGUCCGCGGGGCUCUACAGGCUCUCCUCCCACGCGGCGGCGGCCACUACGGUGUUCCUCCCGUACCUCCUGGCGGUCGCCCUGCUCUACUCCUCCUGCCUCUACUUUCUCGCGGGCCUAUGCGCGUCUCCGUCCGCCUUCGCGGUGUUCGUGCUCGUGGUGUGGGCCGUUGUGCUCACGGCCAAUUCCUUCGUGCUCUUUGUCAGCUCCUUCGCGCCGGACUACAUCGCCGGGAUGUCGCUCGUGUCCGUGUCACUGGCGGGAUUCUUCCUCUUCUCCGGAUACUUCCUGUCCAGGGGGAGCACGCCAACGUACUGGGUGUUCAUGCACUACGCCUCGCCGUACAAGUACGCGCUGGACGCCAUGCUCGCCAACGAGUUCUCCUGCGCCGCAAACCGGUGCUUCGGCGUUGGAGGAGAGGAUAAGUGCUCGCAGACGGGGCGCGACGUGCUGGCGGCAAGGGGGCUCACACCCGAGGAGCGCUGGACCGGGUUGCAAGUGCUGUUCGGCUUCUUCCUCCUCUACCGGGUGCUCUAUUGGGCCGUGCUCAGCCGGAGAGCAUCCAGGGCCAAGAGGUGACCAUAUAUACCCCAUAGCAUGCAUCAACUCCGAUCCGUGCACAUGCAAUGUGAACGCAUGCAGUGCAGACGAAGGGGCUUCAACCUUCAAGCAGCAUGCAUGCGACAACUAAGGUUUGCCAUUUGCUGGAGAUCAUCAAUCGAAGCCGGCGUUAACUGGUAAUUAAAUUGAGCUCUUAUACUGCUGUAUAUUGUAAGUGAACAUAAAACAACUUUUGUGUAGUCCGCCCUGAUAAUAGCGGAACAGGGAGAAUUUUUCUACAUGCCACUGGAAUCUUGUAACAUCCCAAAAUUUCAAACCCUUUCAUAUGCAUUG
Molecule: messenger RNA, 2387 nt
Organism: Brachypodium distachyon (stiff brome)
Lineage: Eukaryota; Viridiplantae; Streptophyta; Magnoliopsida; Poales; Poaceae
Product: ABC transporter G family member 4
Exons: 1
Coding region: 177-2072 (631 amino acids)
Cellular component (GO): membrane
Molecular function (GO): ABC-type transporter activity; ATP hydrolysis activity; ATP binding
Source: RefSeq, a predicted model, not a curated record